Staurois parvus is the source of this 290-nucleotide messenger RNA. The record is from the annotation of a GenBank genome assembly. NCBI's taxonomy places the organism in Eukaryota, Metazoa, Chordata, Amphibia, Anura, Ranidae.
CAGCAGCAUGAGGAGGCGGUACGGGGGCCCAUGGCAGAUUACGGGCCUGGCAGCAGCAUGAGGAGUCGGUACGGGGGCCCAUGGCAGAUUACGGGCCUGGCAGCAGCAUGAGGAGUCGGUACGGGGGCCCAUGGCAGAUUACGGGCCUGGCAGCAGCAUGAGGAGGCGGUACAGGGGCCCACAGGCCUAUGUUAAAAAGUCCCCCCAGCAGCAGUGUGGGGAGACGACUAUCAAGAGUCCAAUGGCAGAGUGGCGGAGCAGAAGCAGCUUCAAUUGAAGGCCAAUAGUGG